Molecule: messenger RNA, 1151 nt
Organism: Trifolium pratense (red clover)
Lineage: Eukaryota; Viridiplantae; Streptophyta; Magnoliopsida; Fabales; Fabaceae
Exons: 3
Coding region: 38-676 (212 amino acids)
Source: RefSeq, a predicted model, not a curated record
UUGCUUCUGUGUCGGGCAAGCACCGUUCCAUCUUUCCAUGGCGAAAAAGAGAAAAUCUGUUGAGUCUCGUCUCGAUGAAGUCGAUCGCACCAUGUACUCCACCUUCUGCACCACCGCCAAUUCCCUCUCUCAUCUCUAUACCCAUGCCAUGAAUCAACAAAAACUCUCUUUUCAAGCCGGUGAACGCCACGCUCUCGAGAAAAUGUACCAGUGGAUUCUUAGACAACAACAAGAAGGAAUGAGAGUCACUACUAUUGAUAUAGUUUCUCAUUUGCAGAAUGAGCUUGAAUAUGGAGCAGAGGAGUCAUCAGUGUCCCCAAGGCAAUCAAUUCAACCGAACUCCCAGACCGCAAUUCAAACUAACUUUGGUGCAUCCAUACCCUCUAAUACAUUUGGAAGUGCUGUUGCAGGACAGGGAAUACGUACCGGACAAACUGAUCAAGUAAAGAACUCAGUAUUUGCAAAUGCACUUUCUAGCCCCAUUCGUCGCAGCCUUCAGUCGUAUCAUUUAGCACAGGGCAGCAGUCCAUCAAGUAAUCUCAUGUCAUCGGGGAAUGGAACCAGAAACAAUGAAAUGACAUAUCCUAGUGGCCAGAGCAGGGACACAAAUUCGUCCAAUUCCAGUGAUUGCAUGGACAUGCAUGCAGACAGUCCUGGUCAUGAUUUUUCAUACUGAUGUGAUCAUAUUUAGAGUGGUAAUAGGAAUGGGAAGGUCAUUUGUGAAAACUAUGUUCAUAAAUGUUUGGUGAUAAAUUAUAAGAUUAUUGUGGACAGUCAGUCUUCAAUGUGUUUGGGUACCAUUGUUUUCCUCGGUUUGAAGCUCGGAACAUCGGUAUACUUUGUUAUAAGUUAUGAAAAAACAUGCUGGCCAUUACUACUGAUUUUGCGAGGUUUAGGUCUUAAACUACUAAAAAUUUAUUUUAAUAUCAGUGUUUGUAUGUAUAAUAUGAUUGUAAUUUGCUUAAAAAAAUUUGAUUGUAAUGAUUUAAAAUUAUACAUGAAGGGGGUUUGGAGAUCAACAAUUGGGGUGGAGUUUAGCUGUUGGGCUUCUGCUAGGUCAGGUGUAUUGACUUUGAAUUUUUAGGAGACAUAUUUCUAUCUAUUUCUAGUAGUUACAAAAAAAUGCAAUUAUUUUAAGUGUCCUACUCCUA